AGUUAUCCUUUUUCCACCGAAGAUUCAAACCGAAUUAGAUUUGAGGCAUGACCAACUCUCAUAGUAAAAACAUCAUGUCCAUUUCUGGACAUUUUUCAACCAAGUCUGUAGUUUUAUACUUUUUUUAGUUCUUUUCAUGAAAUGAACAAUUUGAAAAAAAUUAACAAAAUACCAACAAAAAAUUACUCCGUAUUAAACAUCACUAAUAUUUAUUGUUUUUUAAAAAGUUAAAUUAGGUGAACCAUACCCUUUAUUGAAAUCAAGCUUUCAAUAGUAUUUUUUUUUUUUUUGAAGGGGGUUCCCAUAGUUUAGCAAAAUCUUUUUGUUCGUAACAUUGUGUAACAAGGGAUACUAAUUACAAACGCUCAAAUCAGGAUAGAAGAGUGAUAGAAUGGGCUAAGUGAUACCAUAUGAUAGUAAGAUGAAGGGGUACAAUUAAAAAAUAUGAUAGUUUAAGGGGCAAGUUGUAAUUAACGUUAAGGGGUCGUGUCUCGUGUCUCGUGUCUGCAUCAUCACUCUUGUCAAAACUAGCCGUUAUCGUUAGGUGGCACCCACUGGCCUCAACGCGCUCUUCUUGUCUCACUUCUCCAGAAACCUUAACCCAGCUCCUUACCUCUCUCUCUCUCCCUCCCCAAACCCUGGAAAGAUGUUCACCGAGGGUCUAGACCAAAGCGCAAUCAACUGGAUCAAACAGGGAUCUGAGGUUGAACAGAACCAUGCUCGAUCGCCAUUAACCGAAAAAAUCGGUCUUCCAUUCCCCUUACCGAGAUCACCCCUUGCUUUCAAUAGUCCAACUUACAAGUCUACCCAUGUUUUGCCCCCAUUGAAAUUCCACUCUGGCCUACUCGGACCUCGUAAUCCGGCCACUCUUAGUCUGGAUAGCAAUGAGGAAGAAGAAGAAGAUGAUGAUGAGAGUGUGGCCUCGGCCCCAGAUGAUUCGGGUGGGGCCGAUUCCGGCUGGAAUUAUUCGGAGGAGGGGAGUUUGAGAUAUAGUGAUGUUGAGUAUCUGGAAAAGCCAGUUGAGAAACGGUACGAUGAAGAAAUGUUUGGUUCAAAGUUGAACACAAAGUUGAACCAUAAAGUGUCUAGCUUGAAUAAAGGGGUUUUGAAGGAGGGUCUUCGGGUUGAAGUGCCAGGAAAUUACAGGAGAUUUACCGAUGGUGAGUUGGGUUUUGGAGGAGGUGCAUAUCAGAAAACAGUAGGAGGUGGCAGCUGUCAACUGCGCGAAAAAGUUCAGUUGCACAAUGCAUAUGGUACUCCCAUUAGUGACAGUAUCCAGAAUAAUGUGGUUGACUUGGGAACGCCAAGUGCACCUCCAAUUGUUGAUAUUGGGAGAGAGGAAAACAGUUCUGGAGCUGAAAGUGAACCAAGAGAAGAUUCUGGAGGCUUGAAUGGAAGGGAGAGAAGUUUUGGUGAUGAGAUGCCAAUAUCUAAUGAAUCAGCAGAUCGUUUCCACGGUAAUAGAGAGGUCUCCUCUGACUGGAGAGUAAAAUCUACGAAAGAAGAACAUGUUGAGAGGGAAAACAAAAAAGUAGCUGGAGAUAAGGAAGCACUGGGCUCUUAUGGGCAAACCAACUUGUGUGAUAAUUCACCCUAUUAUGACACCAGUGGUCAAAAUGCAUGGCAAACUCUAAUAGCUUAUGAUGCAUGCAUUCGCCUUUGCUUAAAUGCCUGGGCAAGAGGCUGCAUGGAGGCACCUGAGUUCCUACACGAUGAGUGCUUGGUUCUCCGGAGUGCAUUUGGGCUCCACAAACUUUUAUUGCAACCUCGAGGUGUUCAAUCAUUGGGAAGGAUUGAUACUGCAAAUACAGAACAAUCAUGCCCUUUGAAAGUAAAGAAAAUAGUUGGAAAGGUCAGAGUUGAAGUGAAAAAGCUGCGCAUAAUACCAAGGAGGAAGCUUAAGAGCACAUACUCAAGUACAAUCUAUAUGCAAGUCGGCACAGAAUAUGUCCGUCAUGUUUCAUCACUUGUGAAAACUAGCAUCAAUUCUCUUGGAAUUGCCUCCCUUUCAGUGGCAUCGGAAGAGCGAUUGUCAUGCCUAUUUCACCUGAAGAGUUCUCUCGAAGAUAGUCAAGUGGAACCAGGAUCUUCUAUCUGCUUGAGGCCUGGAACUGGAGAUUACCAUGAAUUUUUUCCAGAUAACCAAGGUGAUGCUCUUUUGCUGGAAGUCCGGGAUACAAAGAAAACUAUUAAAGGUCGAGCUGUGAUACCAAUUGCAUCCUUGACUGACAAUCCUAAUGACAGAAUUCGGUGGUGGCCAAUUUACCAUGACGAUCAGGAAUGUGUUGGAAAGAUCCAGCUCUCCAUUGGUAGUACAAUUAGAUGUGACGAGACUGCCCACAUCAAGAGUGGACCUAUUGUGGAAACCCUGGCAUAUGAUCUGUUGCUGGAGGCUGCCAUGCGUGGACAACAUUUUCAUGCACGAAACUUGAGAACAGAAGGUUCUUGGAAAUGGCUGUUGCUCGAGUUUGCUGACUACUAUGGAGUUUCAGAUUCUUACAGUAAGCUAAGAUAUCUUUCAUAUGUCAUGAAUGUGGCAACUCCUACAGAAGAUUGCUUAGAGCUUGUGUACGAGUUGCUUGAGCCCAUUAUGGAGGCCAGGACUGGAAAGAGCCUAACUAGACAAGAGAAAAGUAUAUUGCUGGAUUGUGAAACCCAAGUUGAGAGUCUCUUGGAAACAGUCUUUGAGAACUACAAAUCAUUGGAUGAGAACUCUCCAACUGGUUUAGCUGAUACUUUUGGUUCCACACCAGAGGUUGCUGCACCAGCUUUAGCGCCUGCUGUGCAAAUAUUCAUCCUUCUUCAUGAUAUACUUUCUCAAGAUGCACAGUCAAUGUUGAGAAACUAUCUACAGGCAGCAGCAGCAAAGAGGUGCCGGAAGCACAUGUUAGAGACUGAUGAAUUUGUGUCAAAUAAUUCUGACAGUUUUCUUAUUGAUUCCAUUACAAUCACCACAGCAUAUUCGAAGAUGAAGAACCUUUGCACAAACUUAGUCAAUGAAAUUCAGGCAGAUAUUAAGAUCAACAAUCAGCACAUACUCCCCAGUUCGAUUGACCUAUCAAGUAUCACCGCAGCUGUCUACAGCACUGAGUUGUGCAAGAGGCUUAGAGGUUUUCUUGCUACAUGGCCUCCGUCGAGCCCUCAGUCACAUGUAAAUGAACUUUUGAUAGCGACUGCUGAUUUCCAAAGGAAUCUUGAAUCGUGGAAUGUCAGUCCAAUGCAUGGUGGGGUAGAGGCCAGAAAUUUGUACCACGAUUAUAUAAUGGUUUGGAUACAGGAUAUGCAGCUCAACUUACUUGAACUUUGCAAAGCAGAGAAGGUUCCAUGGUCUGGAGUUCUUACUAAUCAUUCUACCUCACCAUUUGCUGAGGAGAUGUAUGAGAAAAUCAAAGAAAUGCUUAUUGAGUACGAAGUUGUGAUGAACCGAUGGCCUCAAUAUUCAUUAAUAGUGGAGAAUGCUGUUGCAAAUGUGGAACGAGCCAUUAUAAAAGCACUGGAAAAGCAGUACAGUGAUAUCUUGGCUCCUUUGAAAGAUAGCAUUCCGAAAAGGCUUGGGAUGCAAGUUCAGAAAAUAACGGGAAGACAAUCAACUGCUCUUUACUCCAUUCCUAGUCAACUGGGAACUUUUUUGAACACCAUCAAGAGAAUUCUUGAUGUUUUACAUUGCAAGGUUGAAGACAUUUUGAAGUCUUGGGCAUCCUAUCUUCCUGUCGUCGGAGACAAGAAGUCCCUUUUUGGGGAGCAGAUGAAUGCAAUAACAGUUCUGUUGAGAACAAAAUACAAAAACUACAUGCAGGCAACAGUAGUGGAGCUAGUCAACAAUAUGCAAGCUAAUAGGAAUACACGGCUCAAAAGGAUUCUAGAGGAAACAAAGGAAGCAGAUGGAGAAGCUGAGGUCCGCGAAAGAAUGCAAAUGCUAAGUUCACAGCUCAUCGACUCCAUAUCAAACUUGCAUGAGGUCUUUAGUAGCCAUAUAUUCAUUGCAACCUGUCGUGGCUUUUGGGACAAAAUGGGACAGGUUGUGUUGAGGUUUCUGGAGGGCAGAAAAGAAAAUCGAGUCUGGUACAAUGGCUCUUAUUAUGCUCUGGGGAUCUUGGAUGAUACUUUCGCUUCCCAGAUGCAACGGUUGCAAGGAAAUUCACUCCAAGACAAAGAUUUGGAGCCCCCUCGUUCAAUUAUAGAAGCUCGAUCCAUACUUUGUCGAGAUACAACGAAUGCAACAGAUUCAUCCACUUACUUGUAUAUCUAGAGCUAAUCAUUGUUGCCUCUUUGUUGUAAUAAUAGCAUACGAGUAUAUAUAGAGAUGUGAUUUUGAUGUAAUACACCAAGGGAAAUGAUAAUGCCAAAACAGCUUUUGUUUGUACCAAAAUUAUAAUGCAUAAAAGCCUUGUACCUUACAAAUGGUACAAAAAACUUAUGCUCUACAAUUUUGAUAUAAACAAAAACAGUUUUGGCAUUAGCAACACCCAAUAUUGGCCAAUUCAUUGUGCAAUGUACUGCUGCUCCAAUAUCAAUAAAAGAUAGUCAAAUCUUUGUCCCA
This is a messenger RNA of Rhododendron vialii, 4540 nucleotides long. RefSeq lists its product as uncharacterized. The record is from RefSeq and is a predicted model, not a curated record. The transcript has 22 exons. The coding region runs from base 647 to 4249 and encodes 1200 amino acids. Lineage: Eukaryota; Viridiplantae; Streptophyta; Magnoliopsida; Ericales; Ericaceae.